GUAAAGUGGACCAAUGUGUUUUGCAGUCGGACAGUGGAGGGGGAAAAAAACUCAUUAGAAAUGCUUUGUCAUGUGUGGGUGUCGCUGUGUGAAAGCGCCCAUUAAUCAGCGGGACUCUCGUGUUCAGCCACACCGGGCCGGAGGCGUCUGUCUGCGGCUGUUUUGAAAGCAGCAGCCCGCCGCUCGCUAACCGACACUCGGCUGCUCUCCGCUGCAGCUCCCCGGCGGCCCCUCCGCUCCUUUCUAUCCGCCUGUUUUUGUUUUGUUUUUAAUUUUUUUUAGUGAUAAUGGGGAUCAAUAAAACGUACAUUAGUAUCGGCUAUGCCUCCUUCGGGAUGCUCAUGGGCUUCUCCGCCUUCCUGGUGUGGAACAUCGCGUACAACCAGCCGUGGACCGCAGCCAUGGGAGGGCUGUCAGGCGUGUUGGCUCUAUGGGCCCUGAUCACUCAUGUCAUGUACCUGCAGGACUACUGGCGGACCUGGCUGAAGGGCCUCAAGUUCUUCUUCGUCAUGGGGGUUUUCUUCUCUUUGCUGGCAGUCGUAGCCUUCAUCACUUUCCUGUCUGUCGCCAUCAGCAACAAGGAGUCGCUGAGUGACCCUCGGAGCCUCUACCUGUCCUGUGUGUGGAGCUUCAUGAGCCUGAAGUGGUCCUUCCUGCUCGCCCUGUGCGCUCACCGCUACCGCAAGGAGUUUGCCGACAUCAGUAUCCUCAGUGACUUCUGAGGGGCAGCUCCCACAUCCAGCGGCGGCUACUCAGACUCUGGAGUACACUCACAGUGCUGGUUUCCCAGUCUGAGUGCGUCACAGUGUGAAAGCGAUGCCGGAGGAAUCACAGGACAGUCAAAUAUGCUUCGUUUUGUGGACAAGCACCUUGACCCUGGUUACUCCCUCGCCUCGGUGGCCUGUGUCUCCCCUACACCUCCUCUUUUUUUCUUUUCUUUUUUUUAUGAUGAGCAGGUUUGAUUGUUGACUUUUCAGAGAAAUCCAUCCCUGUUUUAUAUGAUCCUUGAUAGACUUUAUUUUCCUACCUUUUCCACUUCCCCUGCAUUAGUCAUGCAUCUGCACAACGAUAAUAAUUCCUUAAUGUGCUCAUUUCCCACCAAGCCUCACUGAAGGGAAUCACACGCUAAUUAUCAGUUGCAGUUUUACAAUGUGGCCACUAGAGGGCGUCGCUCCUCCAAUUAUCUGUGCGGUUCACACGUGCGCUCACAUUUUUCGUCAUUGCAAGUUCUCCUCACAAGUUUCACAUACAGUGAUCAAAAGAGGAAAAUCUGUACAUCACAAAUCACCAACGCGACGAUGACCGCGACGCUUUAAGAUCCACAAACAUGCGAGCUCUGCUUCAACAGUGUGUCAGCGCCUCAGAGUGAGCGCUAAAACCCUCAACAUGAAGGCUGUCUUGUGCAAUUCCCAACAAGCACCACAUGCCCCAUAUUUCUGAACUACAAAGAAAGGGCAUUUGUAAUAUAAAGAAUGAUUUUUGUAAUAUUUUUUAACCAGUGUGACAAAAAAAAGAGGAAAAACAGGCUUUAAUUCAGCAGCGAUACCACUAAUAUGCAUGCUUAAGUAUUCAUGUUAUUUUAUGUUAUAUCGUCCUCAUCAAACCCAUUUAUUGACGUUUAUAUUGUUGCUCAAUGAGAUUCUUUUGCUGCACCUCCUUUGUGUGUUUAUCUCUCUACACUAAAUGAAGUAUCAUGGUAUCGUGUACCAACAUGUAUCACUUGACUGAAUGUAGGAGUGUGUGUUUGUAAAAGAGUAAAUCUGAGAGUGGUUAUAAUAAAAUAUGUUUUUGACAACUA
Stegastes partitus (bicolor damselfish) is the source of this 1798-nucleotide messenger RNA. Its product is annotated as heme transporter hrg1-A-like. Gene Ontology annotation, molecular function: heme transmembrane transporter activity; heme binding. Bases 288 to 722 code for a protein of 144 amino acids. Gene Ontology annotation, biological process: heme transport. The transcript has 3 exons. Gene Ontology annotation, cellular component: plasma membrane; lysosomal membrane. NCBI's taxonomy places the organism in Eukaryota, Metazoa, Chordata, Actinopteri, Pomacentridae. The record is from RefSeq and is a predicted model, not a curated record.